AUGUCUCCGCCCAAUCCAGAUGUUCCAAAGAUUCCACCUCGCCCAACGAGACGACGAUCUGAUCGGCCUAUAUCUCCGAUGCACGACACCUUUGCGCCCUCGCCACUAAAUGCGCUUCCUGGAGAAGCUGUCCAUUCGAAUACAAACCCCCCUUCACACCCUCCUAGUGUCGCGGCACUUCCAUCAGUUGGUCAAGAAGGAAUGGAAUAUGAAAGUAUAGAUGUUACAAAUGGGGAUAGCGAUGAAGGCGAAGCUAGAGACCGGAUCCAACAACCUGCUGAGACAAGAGGUAUUAAUCAGGAUCUACACCUUUACGCACCAAAACCUUCGUUACCGGGCUCUAGUGCAAUGGCUCAGGUGGAAGUUGUGACAAGGACAGACUCCCGCCAGGCUGAAGCCGCAGGUUUUGGGAAAUCAGCUUCAGCAACUGAUGAAGAAGGGACACAAAAUAGGAAACUAAGCGCCCAGAACGAGCCCUCAAGCGAACCACGCAAAUCUGAGCAGCUAGAGGACGAGCACGGUAUUCCUGAAAUUGGUCAGCGGGCCCCCAUGAUUCCCAACGCUGGUGAUGUGCAAGCGCCCACUCCUGCGACUUUGGGAGCCCAUAAUGAAGGUUACAGGGGUGAUAAUUCUGGCUCUCAGCGACAACAGCAUGCCCGAAAUCGAAGUGCGCGAGAAAACUCUCUUCCUCCUGGUAGCUAUGGACUUCACGGUCACGGCGUGCCUUCAAACGAUAAAUUUGAAAAAGCGUGGUAUGAGAAGCACCCCGAAGAACUAGCUCGUGAAGAACAAGGGCAUUACGGCUCGGGGAUCGGAAGUCCUAGACCGGAAUGGGUUAUGUCAAGCGACGACUUAAAUAAAAUGGUUAAGUCAUCCGCCACAAAAGGCAUUGGACUCGAUUUUAUGGGUACCCCGGAGGAAGAGAUUGGGUAUAUAGCCACCGAAGAACUUGCCUCGCGCCUUGCGUCGCCACCGCACGGAUCAAAGGUGCAUCAGCAAGACUCCCAGAAUAUUGAAGCAGCUACAGAAUUACCAAAGAAAAGCUCUGAUUCUAAGGGUCUUGACGCCCGAAAGGAUGAGCAUUCUCCCGUGGAGCCAACACGCGAAGACAACAGAGAGGAGGUCAAAAUCCACAUAGACGAACCAAUUCACCACCAGCAUCAUCCGGAUGGGUUUAUGCCAGCUCCAGACGAACCUAAGCCACCUGGCGAUGAUUCAUUGGAUGAUUAUGAAAAGGAUGUACCAAUACUCGCGGAAGACGAAAUUGAUGAGCGCGCCGAACAUUUACAGCCAGCAAUAUCACCCGCUUUAGGUAGGAAAGAAAACCUUCACGGCAUCGGCUCACCUGAACAAAAACACAGCCGAUCUCCCAGCGUUGGUAGCAAUCGAACCUCCGCGAGACCCCUCCCUAGCCCAAAACUAUUGAAAUAUAGCUCGCGAGUAGAAGAACUCGAGGAUAUGAGACGACCACUUGAGGAUGUCGAAGAGUACGAACCACUCUUCCCUGAUGACGAUAAAGACGAGAACCAAUUAUCGGUGGAACAGAAACUUGCAAAGCAUCCCGGGUAUCACCAACACAAAUUCCCUAGCAAAGAUGUGUGGGAGGACGCGCCAGACAGUCUACAGUUGCAAACAACAGUAUCUAUACCUGAAAGCCCAAAAGACGAGAGUACCGAAAUCCCAGAGGAAGAAAUGGCGAGGAACCGGCACUAUGCACGAAAGAAGUCAGAUCAAAUCUCAACAGCGUUUUCAAACCGAGCCGAUGAUGUGCCUGCCAGAUCCCAGGUUAAACAGCGCUUCCCAAGCAAAGACAUCUGGGAAGAAGCUCCAGAAAGUCAACAACUUGAAACGACUGUGCAGAUCCCAGAACAACAAAAUGAGACCAUAUCACCAGAAGCCGCGAGGAAACCGUCUAUUCCAGAGGUCCCUUCUCGCCCGUCGAAGAGACCACAGAAGACUUCACCUGAACCCCAAGCUCCUCCUCCCCAAGUCGAGUCUACAGUUUCGCCAGCAGAAACAAAGAAACCACCUGCUAUUCCAGAGCGCCCUAAGCCUCAGAUUCCGCCAAGACCCGCCAGACCACCAAAACGAACUUCGCAAGACAGCUUGACCAAGGUGACUUCAACCGGUUCUAGCGAUACAGCACCCGUGAAACCUAAACCCCCUGUCCCAUCGCGCCCACUCGGUUCGAAAAUCGCAGCGUUGAAGGCAGGAUUUCUGUCGGACCUAGACAACCGCUUGAAACUUGGGCCUCAAGCGCCCAAACCAGAGGAAAAGAAAGAUGAAGAAAAACCGGAAGUUCCGAAAGGCCCACUGAGUGAUGCGCGUAAAGGUAGGGCACGAGGUCCUGCAAGGAGAAAACCUGCCGUCUCUUCCACACCUGAAAAUACAAUGAAAGAGGCCCCUCAAGCCCCUCAAAUAACACUUGUUGAGCCAUGGAAUGUUUGGUCAAUGGGAUCUGAUGGAAUUUUGGUGCUUUGCCAGGAGGAGGGACGACGUGAAAGCCUUCCCAAGUCAGAACAAUCCUCGAUCGAGCAAAAAGAGACAGGAACUGUCGAGCCAACCAAUGUGGAGGAAGAAGUGAAAAACGGCGAACCGGAAUCACGCAGUCCAGAGCCCCAAGAUUCCAUGGAAAACCCAAAACCAGAAUCAACCGAAGACCAGCCUGAUCUUCCAGCUGGAGAUCCUACGACAAUCCCUCAUGCUCCAGAUUCCCCUACUCUUUGA
Molecule: messenger RNA, 2727 nt
Organism: Uncinocarpus reesii 1704
Lineage: Eukaryota; Fungi; Ascomycota; Eurotiomycetes; Onygenales; Onygenaceae
Exons: 2
Coding region: 1-2727 (908 amino acids)
Source: RefSeq, a predicted model, not a curated record